CGCAGGAGUACAUCCUGGAACAGUUGGUUUAGUUUUCAAGACGUGACGUUUUUGUGAAAUACAAAUAUAAAUCAAUUUCGCUAAAAUGAGGGAAGACAAACCCAGCCUGCUGCUCUCCUUCCACACUGAGCCCAAACAAGAGGAUUCUGAUUGUGAAAGUAAAGCUCAGGGGGCAUUGGGGGAUUCAGAGAGGACAUCAGUAAAACUGGAAGACAAAAGUCAAACGCUGGGACUGAAUGUUACUAUUAAAGAUGAAGAGGAGGAGAAGAAUGCGGUUAUCAUUAAUAAUGGAGAGGAAGAUUUACUCAUUCAAGAUGGGAUUCCUGAAGUGGAGACGCUUGGCGGGAAACAGGAAGAAUACAAGCAUAAGAAGUUUCCCCAUUUUGAAAAAAAAUUAUCAUCACUAUCACAGUUAAAAAGACACAUUAAUAUACUUACAGAUGAGAAGCCUUUCUGCUGUUCUGACUGUGGGAAGUGUUUCAUUAGAUCUUCUGAUUUGACUAAACAUCAGACAGUGCACACGGGUGAGAAACCUUUCUCUUGUUCUGACUGUGGGAAGAGUUUCUCUCAAUUAGGUAGCCUUAAACGUCACCAGCGCGUACAUACUGGAAAGAAGCCUUUCUGCUGUUCUGACUGUGGGAAGAGUUUCUCUCAAUUAGGUAGCCUUAAACGUCACCAGCGCGUACAUACUGGAGAGAAGCCUUACUCCUGUUCUGACUGUGGGAAGUGUUUCAUUAGAUCAUCUGAUUUUACUAAACAUCAGAGAGUGCACACGGGUGAGAAACCUUUCUCUUGUUCUGACUGUGGGAAGAGUUUCUCUCAAUUAGGUAGCCUUAAACGUCACCAGCGCGUACAUACUGGAAAGAAGCCUUUCUCCUGUUCUGACUGUGGGAAGAGUUUCUCUCAAUUAGGUCACCUUACAUUUCACCAGCGCAUACAUUCUGGUGAUAAGCCUUACUCCUGUUCUGACUGUGGGAAGUGUUUCUCUCGAUUAGGUAACCUUAAAGUUCACCAGCGCUUGCAUACUGGUGAUAAGCCUUACUCCUGUUCUGACUGUGGGAAGUGUUUUAUAAGAUCAUCUGAUUUUACUAAACAUCAGAGAGUGCACACGGGUGAGAAACUUUUCUCCUGUUCUGACUGUGGGAAGAGUUUCUCUCAAUUAGGUCACCUUAAUAUUCACCAGCGCUUGCAUACUGGUGAUAAGCCUUACUCCUGUUCUGACUGUGGGACGUGUUUUAUAAGAUCAUCGGAUUUUACUAAACAUCAGAGUGCACACGGGUGAGAAACCUUUCUCCUGUUCUGACAGUGGGAAGAGUUUCUCUCGAUUAGGUAUCCUUAAAAUUCACCGGCGCAUACAUCCUGGAGAGAAGCCUUACU
Messenger RNA from Esox lucius (northern pike), 1377 nucleotides. Its product is annotated as zinc finger protein OZF-like. NCBI's taxonomy places the organism in Eukaryota, Metazoa, Chordata, Actinopteri, Esociformes, Esocidae. Gene Ontology annotation, biological process: regulation of DNA-templated transcription. The record is from RefSeq and is a predicted model, not a curated record. The coding region runs from base 86 to 1282 and encodes 398 amino acids. The transcript is spliced from 3 exons. Gene Ontology annotation, molecular function: DNA-binding transcription factor activity, RNA polymerase II-specific; RNA polymerase II cis-regulatory region sequence-specific DNA binding.